AUGCGUUCCUCCAUGUCGCUGUUCCAGGGCCUUCACGCCCUCCAGUACUCUCUCCCUCGCAUGGCCAUCUCUCACCCCGCUUCACGAUCCUUCUCCCAGUUGGCCCACCGUUCUCGCCGACCAUCGCUGGCAUCCUCCUGGAUCCCACGAGGAGUGUCUCUGUCUACAUCUACCAUCCGUUAUGCCAAAUCUCCUCUCACAGAUCGCACCUCAGAUGAUGCCACGGAUGCGGAGCUCGAGGAGCAGAACAGAAAGCGCCGGCAAGAAGAACCGGCAUACCAGAUCACUUUCACCUGCAAGCCCUGUGGCCAUCGCUCUUCUCAUCGAAUGUCCAAGCACGGGUAUCAUCGUGGUACGGUCCUGAUCCGUUGUCCGUCCUGCUUGAACCGGCAUGUCAUCAGUGAUCAUCUCAAUAUUUUCUUCGAUGAGAAGAAGAAGUUGGAGGAUAUCCUGGCCAAACAGGGUGAUAAAGUGACCCGGGGCUACGUAGAUGGAGAUAUGGAGUUCUGGGAUGAUGGUACGGCGUACAAGAAGACUGGUGAUGAGGCCAAAUCAGAUUAA
Aspergillus tanneri is the source of this 561-nucleotide messenger RNA. Its product is annotated as DNL-type zinc finger protein. The transcript has a single exon. The record is from RefSeq and is a predicted model, not a curated record. Bases 1 to 561 code for a protein of 186 amino acids. Gene Ontology annotation, molecular function: protein-folding chaperone binding; zinc ion binding. Gene Ontology annotation, biological process: protein stabilization; protein folding; protein import into mitochondrial matrix. Gene Ontology annotation, cellular component: mitochondrion. Lineage: Eukaryota; Fungi; Ascomycota; Eurotiomycetes; Eurotiales; Aspergillaceae.